AUGGUUAUAAUGGAAUUCGUCGAGGGCCGCGAUGCGCACCACCAGUUCAAAGGUAGAGAGCUACGUCCGGGCCUCAUGCGCGACGUGAAGCUCGCGGUGGACGAGCUGCACCGCUUGGGCCUCGUCUUCGGCGAUCUGCGUCGCGCGAACAUCAUGGUCGUCACCAAGGACCUCUAUGCGGUGAAGGUGCGAGGACUGGGAAGGGGGAGGCGGUGGAUACAGGUUUGGGCGCGAUGUUGA
Messenger RNA from Sparassis crispa, 240 nucleotides. RefSeq lists its product as hypothetical. The record is from RefSeq and is a predicted model, not a curated record. Lineage: Eukaryota; Fungi; Basidiomycota; Agaricomycetes; Polyporales; Sparassidaceae. The coding region runs from base 1 to 240 and encodes 79 amino acids. The transcript has a single exon.